GUGGAGUCAUCCUCUCCGACAGAAGAACACAUGAACUGCACAAUUUCCGAUCAGAAGUGCUGCAGGCUGCAGGCUGCUGUCUGGGCACUUGGCCAGUGAUUUCCUGGCCAAGUGCGUUUCUAAUAUGGCCAUUGGCUCGGAGCUGUUCCUGUCCCAAACCACCGCCCGUGAAGGCAGCCGUGGUAACCCCACCCUCCUCUGACUCCCAGUGGGCCAGUUUAAAAUAAAGAGAAAGUGAAAGCAGACGCGGCGUCACGUUGCAUCACCGAUUGCUCAACGCCAAAAGUCCGCCUGCGCUUUAAAAGCCGCGGGACGCACGGGCCUCACACUGUCAUCAAGUCACCCAGCAACAAGUUGGACAUUGACUUUUGCGCCACGCCAGUGACCCGUGUCGCAUCCUCCGCCCUCCUCCUCCUCAUCCCGACCGCGGAGAGGGAUUUGUGCGCGCGCGCGUGUGCGUGCGCCACCUUCAGAAAUGAGUUGUCCGUGUGGUUCAGUUUGCCAACAUGCGGCGCGCAGGAUCCGGGCCGAGUGAGGAUCCAUCCCGCCGGCGGCAGAGCUGCGAUGAGCCCUUCACUCAUGGACACCGGGGACGAAGCCAACAGCCCCGGAUCCCAGUCAGCGGAGGAGGGCAACAGCAACACCGCGGGAUCUGAGAGAGAAGGAGAGGGACAACAGGUGGGGGGCAUGAGGACGACAAGACGGGCGAAGAACAGAGACGCAGCCAGGAAGACCCGCCACAAGCAAACAGAGAGAGCAGACGAGCUCCACGAGGAGCUUCAGCAACUUGAGUGGUCAAACUCUGCCCUUCAGAAGGAGAUCGCCGCAUUGAAGAAAGACCUCCACCGCUAUACAAAAGCUCUGGCACAUCAUGAACCUCAUUGCCGCCUCAGAGGCUCUGCGUCCAGGUCCAGAUCAACAAACCUGCUCUCCUUUUCCACUUCAGUUGAUUUUGACACCAGUUGCAGCCCUCCUAGUGUCGCUCCCCAGGCCUCAAGCUCCAUCCUGGCUUCUCCCCCUUCAGUCUCUCCCUCUGUAACCUCCGGCCUGGAUCUCUCACCUUCAGCUUCUGCUCCGACAGCUCCAACACUAUCUUCGUCUUCCGGCUCGCCUGCGGAACUCGUCAUCGCCUCCUCCUCCAGCCCUCUUCCGUAUUCCGUCCCCGCUCCUCACCCUUUGUUUGGAAAAGAGCCUCCCAUUACCACAAGGCCGACUAAUGUUACGCCUGUCUGCAUGAGCCUCCUUUCAACCUCUAUUACCUCCAGCACUUUCACCACAGCUGAUCAGCCUCAAUCUGGGCAAGACCUCAUCGACGAAACCUCUUUUGUUCCAGCAAAUGCACAUUUCUCUACUCGUAAUCCUCGCACAUUGGCUUUAUUUUUAACAAAGCAAACUUUUCUAACGUCUUCAUCCAUGGUGCCCCCUUACUCCCAUUUGGCAGCUGGAAAUAGAGGAUUAUUACCCCACGGUUGUCCCGUGAACGUGCCUGAGCUUCAUCCAGGUCAGGACAGUGGAAAGUCAAACAAUUCAAACCCGCUGUGUACUCAUUUACCAGCAACUCCUCAAGAUCCCGCUCUUCAGUCCCUAACGGUUUCACCUCAGGCAAACCUGGAGCAAUCUCCCACUUUUGCCUUAAAGCCAGGUGGCAGACAAGAAGUGACAUCCAAUUGUGGCUCCCUGCUGUCCCUCCUCACCGUCCCGAGUCCUCUCAACGUCUCUCAGACUGCCAGCAGCUCCGGUGGAUUCAUAUGUCAUCCUCUGCCCUCAGUGCCCUUGUGGGACGACCCCCCCAUGGACCCUUCCCUCUCUGAGCUCCUGGAGGGCAACGAUUGGAUCCUCAGUGGAACUAGCAAUCAAUAGCACUACAUGUCACAUGGCAAAGGAGCAACAGCCUCCUUUUAAAUGGUACUUUAAUUUAUGUUUUCAGCAUUAUAAUUUUACUCUGAUGGUGGAGGUAUACGUGUCCUUCCAAAAUAACUCCCUGUUAGCGUGCAGGGGGUCAAAUAAAUGGUUUUAUUGACAGAUUUUCACAUCUGCUAAUCUUUUUCUUUUCCUUAUUGCUCUUUCAUACAGUUGAGAGACUUUUAAGAGACAGACGAUUGGCCAAAGUUUAAACUGCAGAGGCCAAGAUAUCCUUACAUUUAGUUCCUUGAACGAGUUAAGCUCCAACAAAACUUGAUCUGACAUUACUCAUAAUCAUAGCCUGUGUAUAAAAAUGGACGUAGUGACCAGGUUCGGAAGAUGAGGCCAAUGGAAGUGCCUAAAACCUGUGUUCUCUGGAAUGACCAAUAGAUGGCGAGUCCACUGGUUGCAAAAAGAAGUCAGUUACUAUAGAAGUCUAUGAGAAAUGUAUAAUGGAGCUAAACAUUUUUGAGAACUGCUAGUUCCAGGUAUAUAGUCCAACCUAUAGAAUGUUUUAUUAGACCCUCCAUUUUUGGGGAAAGAAACCAUGUUUGUAACUCAUGCUUUCUGAUACUAAAUCACAUCUAAACUCAAAUCGAGAUUGAACCCAAAGACAACUCUAAGACUAAGAAGACAAUACACAACUGUUUCCACAAGUUGUGUAUUGUUUAAAAUGGAUCUAAUCACACAGUUUGAGAGACUGGAGUCACAUUUGUUUAACUGUUUUCCUUUAUUGGCUAAAAUCUUGCCUGACAACAGACCAAACCUUUGUUCAAUAUCUACCAUUGUUUAGUAGCCAUUGUAUUGCAAUGUGAUCCAGCUCAAAUCCAGCUCUGGCAAAGAUUUCAAUUCUUUGCUCAAUUCUAAGGCUGGCCGUCAUCCAUGACUGGAAAAAAAUUACUCAACAUUAAAAACUUAGAUUUUUAAUUUUAAAAGAGGGUGGAGUAAACACUUGCUCACAACUCCGUGGAAAUGUCAUCAGAAUAAUUUUCCGUAUUUGCUUCCAGCAGUUUUAACAUAUGACAAAGUUAACCACACAGCCUGCAUAUUAGCUACAUGUGACAUUCAUCAUUAUUUAACUUUAUUUAUACACAAUAAAACACACUCUCUUCAUACUGUCUAAUAUAAUUAGCUGCUUAUAAUAAUUUAUUCAUUGUAUGCAAUAUUUUAAUCCACAAUAUGUAUCUGUCUUAUCUUGAUUUAAAGGACAGAGCAGAACAGGAAUCAGCUCAUUUUUUUGGGGCCCACUAGGCUGCCCCCUAGUGGUAAAAAUCAAUUUUUGAAAUGCAACCAUGUUUUCAAUUUUGGUGACAAGACCCUUAUUUGCAGUAAGCACGUGACCAAAUCCAGUUGAAGGUAUAUAAAAGAUCACACAUUUUUCACUGGCUUGUAGUCUGCUUUUACAAACUAAGCUGAAACACUCUGACCGCAGACUUGAAAUGAUCUGUGAGGUAGAGACAGGAAAUGGUAGCAGGAUGAUGAUGAUGAUGAUGAUGAUGAUGAUGAUGAUGAUGAUGAUGAUGAUGGUGGUGAGGGUUAUUGGGACACGGAUCUGACCGGUGGCCCACCAGCUUCCUCACCCCUGUGAGUCUGAACCCCUGAUGAAAAUGGUUGUAGCGUUGAAAUGUGAGGAAUAAAUAAUUCCCCCCUCUUCCUGUAACUGACAAUAAUAGGAGCAAGAGGCUGCUAACUUCUUUAGGAAUACAGCCAUAAGGAAAUGGACUGUAAUCUUUUUUUUUAUUCUUUUAUGAUGGGCUUAUGCAUUGUGAUUGCAUUAAAAUGACAAUUUUGGUUUUUCA
Scophthalmus maximus (turbot) is the source of this 3701-nucleotide messenger RNA. RefSeq names its product basic leucine zipper ATF-like transcription factor 2 (gene batf2). The transcript has 3 exons. Gene Ontology annotation, molecular function: DNA-binding transcription factor activity, RNA polymerase II-specific; RNA polymerase II cis-regulatory region sequence-specific DNA binding. Gene Ontology annotation, biological process: regulation of transcription by RNA polymerase II. Bases 565 to 1860 code for a protein of 431 amino acids. Lineage: Eukaryota; Metazoa; Chordata; Actinopteri; Pleuronectiformes; Scophthalmidae. The record is from RefSeq and is a predicted model, not a curated record. Gene Ontology annotation, cellular component: nucleus.